This is a messenger RNA of Punctularia strigosozonata HHB-11173 SS5, 979 nucleotides long. RefSeq names its product Arginase/deacetylase. NCBI's taxonomy places the organism in Eukaryota, Fungi, Basidiomycota, Agaricomycetes, Corticiales, Punctulariaceae. Bases 174 to 887 code for a protein of 237 amino acids. The record is from RefSeq and is a predicted model, not a curated record. The transcript has 6 exons.
AACCAGUCGAUCUCGACCAUCAUCGCACAAGCAGGUCAGGAAGCGUGGCAUCCUGUGCCUCGCUGUACUUUGGCUUACACUCACAAAAAUAGGCAUCUAUUGUUUCGAUCUGUCCGCACCCAUCACCAAAGGUUCGCUGUGUUUCCACUAUUUCUCGAUCGGCUUUGAGAUACAUGCAUAUUCAUCUCGACGCAGAUACCUACAAAGCUGCGGUUGCAUCAGCCCGUGUUACCCUUUCUGCUGCCAGAUACCUGACCACGUUGGGGAAUCCAACGAAAAGUUCAUGCCCAGCCGUAUUUGCUCUAUCGCGCCCCCCUGGUCAUCACGCGGGAUCUACAAUAUCAGGAGGCUAUUGCUUUUUCAACAAUGUUGCGAUUGCAGCGAGGUGCUUCCAGUCCCUUGACAAAUCUCGAUGCCCUAUAGCUAUUCUCGACAUCGAUUACCACCAUGGUAACGGGACGCAGGAAAUGUUCUACUCGGAUGAAUCAGUACUUUACGUUUCUUUGCACGCCGAGAACGACUUUCCCUACUUCACCGGUUCCAGAGCCGAGGAGGGCGCUGGCGCUGGCGUUGGCUUUAAUGUCAACAUGCCACUCCCACAGGAAACGGGUGACGAACAGUAUCUGGACGCAUUGUCGAAAGCAACAGACAGAAUCAAGAAAUUUCGUCCAACGUUUGUAAUAGUCAGUCUCGGUGUGGACACCCACGAACAUGAUCCGAUCUGCAAGUUCAAUAUCACCACCCCAUGCUACAGGCGAAUAGGCGAAUCCAUCCGUUCCAUCGCUCGGCCGACACUGUUUGUGCUGGAAGGAGGAUAUCAUCUUGAUUCUAUUGGCGAUAACGUCGCCAACGUUUUGCAGGGCUUUGAAGUUGCCAAAGUCUCAUGAUGAACACGAGGCCAGCCGCACAUUGAUGACUAUCCGCACUCUUUCCUCUCUGAGAACAAUAUAUCAUCACAUACUACCAAUCAAUGGAUUCA